GAGUUUCGCAGGCUGACCGCAGCGUUCUCUUCGCACGAAAGGCACCACAAUAUUGCGACAUUCCUCACCACUUUUGGAGAUCUGAGAGCCUUAUAUUCUUCAUGUCCUCUUUCUUCUGAACCACCACUACAUCCUGCCGUACGGUGACAGCAUUAUGGGUACUGACACUAAGAGAUCGCUGCUCUCUACCAAUGAGAAGCACACCGACUCGGACGGGUUCCCCGGGAUCCCGCCUCCAGCCGCAGCGACUACACACUCUCUCCCAAAGAAGAAGUCUUGGUUGAGGAAGAUCUUGGUGCACUGCGUCGCCCUUUCGUUGUUGGUGUUGACUGUCCACCGUUGGGUUUAUGUGAUUAGACCGGAAGUUAAUGCUGAGGCUGAGAAGUUCUUGUCUAACCCUUACGGACUCCUCGAUCAUCCCCAUCAUGGUCAUCAUAGCCAUAAGAUUCUGAACGGAAAGUUGGCGGAGGAGCUGUUCUUGAAAGUUCCCAAUGAAGCGAGCUCCAUUGAAGCCUCUCGUAAAUAUGCAGGCAAACCCCAUCUCGCUGGGUCUCCGCAGGAUUUGGUUACUGCCAAAGAUUUCCUCGCUCUACUUCAAACUGAGCUCGGUAUUAAGCCUCCCUCUGAGGAGCCUCUCUUCUCCGCUGGCACCACCGCUUCUCGUAACGCGACCUUAUCUAUUCCCAAAUUGACUGCCCCAACUGCAUGGAUUGAUACCUAUUACCCGGUUCUCAAUACGCCAUUGGACCAUAGUGUCGAAAUCCUUGAGGACGACGGCAGUGUUGCUUGGAAAGCUAAACUUGAGGAAGUCGCGGAUGAGACCGAUCCUGAUGCUGGGAAGUACUUCGAGGAGGUUUUGACAUGGCAUGGACUUAGCAAGGGCGGUGAAGUCAAGGGAAAGCUCGUGUAUGGCCACUAUGGAAGGCAAGAGGAUUACAAGGCCCUUGUUGAAAGUGGCGUGAACUUGAAUGGUACUAUUGUUUUGGUCCGCUACGGAGGAAUAUUCCGUGGUCUCAAGGUUAAAGGCGCAGAAGAACUUGGUGCUGCUGGUGUCCUCAUCUAUUCUGACCCUCGUGAUGAUGGUACAGUGACAGUCGAGAAUGGAUAUGUUCCGUAUCCGAACGGGCCUGCCCGCAACCCAACUUCUGUUCAGCGUGGAUCCGUUCAAUAUCUGUCAUUAUACCCUGGUGAUCCUACUACUCCGGGUUAUCCUUCGUAUGAGAAUUCGACUCGAAGCGACUCGGUGAACAUCCCUGCGAUUCCCAGUCUGCCUCUAUCUUGGAACAACGCAAAGGUUUUGCUCGAGGAAAUUGAGAGCGGGAAGAAUAGAACAGUCUCACUGGUCAACCAUGUUGAUGACAGAGUCAUCCCUCUUUGGAACACGUUGGGUGUCAUUCCUGGUCAUAUCAAAGACGAGGUUGUGGUCAUUGGUAACCAUCGAGAUGCUUGGGUACUUGGUGCCGCCGACCCUACCUCGGGGACUGCCUCGAUCCACGAGACCAUUCGUGGACUCGGCGCUCUUGUUAGGAAGGGAUGGAAGCCACUCAGGACUAUCGUUAUUGCCAGCUGGGAUGGAGAAGAAUAUGGUCUAAUCGGAAGUACGGAAUGGGGCGAAGACUUCGCUGAAUGGAUUGAUGAACAUGUUGUCGCAUACCUCAACCUUGAUGGUUCUGCUUCUGGCUCUAGAUUUAGUGCUAGCGCAUCCCCUUCUCUCGCUCACCUCUAUCACAACACCGCUCAGCGCAUUCCUCACCCUACCAAGCCAGGCUUAACAUUAUGGGAUGCCACCAAAGAUAGCGGUGUUCUGACUGGCGACGAGAUUGAUGCUGAAGUCGUCCAGAUGUAUGAAGCUGACGCCAAAACCGCUGACAGCCUCGGUGUGAAGCCUCUAGGCUCUGGGAGUGAUUUCACCGUAUUCCUGCAGCGUUUGGGGGUUGCCAGCGGUGGAGAAGGCUUCUCAUCGACCUUGCAAGAUCCUGUGUAUCACUAUCACAGUGUAUACGACAGCGAGAGAUGGAUGGAACUUUACGGUGACCCCGGUUUCUUCCGUCAUGUCGCCGUCGCUAAACACCUGGGUCUCGUCACCCUUGGCAUUGCUGAUGCUGUGGUCCUCCCUCUAAACACCACGCAUUAUUCUCUCGAGUUGCAAGCCUACUUGGACAAUGUCGAAUCCAUCGCCUCCAGUGCAUCACUUGACGUGGACUUCUCUUCACUCAGAGCGUCCAUCAAGACUCUCCAGUCUGCGAGCACAAGCCUCGACAAGGAAAAGUUCAAGGCCGAGCGCGAGUUGAGACAUCUCAUCAAGCACGUUAUUAGGAGGCGAAUUUUCAGACGCAACGCUCGACGUGCUCUCUGCAAAAUCAAGAAAGUCUUUGGCAGAAAAUGUGAAUGUCCUCACAAGGCCAAACUUCAGGGCGCUGUGAUUCCUACGAUGAAAUCCGAGAGUGGUCGCGAAUUCAGACCUCGCAUUGGCCGGUUCCCUGCUUGGGUUCAGGAGCAUCAUGAGCAUCGUCAUGGACAUGGCAAGCCGCAAUUCCCCAGGAAGAAGUUCGAGAAAGUUAUCAAGCGUAUCCGGAAAGUCAACCAGAAGCUUGUUGCAUUUGAGCGUGGAUUUAUACAUGAGGAAGGCAUCAGGGAUCGUGAGUGGUACCGCCAUUUGGGUGUUGCCCCAGGAAAGUGGCUUGGUAAGUCGCACGUUGUCUCGCUUAUAUUCCAUACGCGCUUACAUUUUAUUGUUCGUUGUAGGAUAUGGUGCUACAACACUCCCUGCGCUCACUGAAGCAUUGACCAUUGAACAUAAUACCACUUUGGCCAAGUAUGAAGCGGAUAGGCUCCAAGGACUGAUUGACGAUCUUGCGAAGAAGAUCAAGGCCUGAGGAAUGAUACCAUGUACCAAUUGGAUUGGAUGUCUAACAGACGAGUGCUCCGUGGAUGUAACAUUAGAACGGAUCGGCGUAUAUGUACUAUAUGUAAGGAUGCCUCUGUAGCCGUUCGGUAUCACACAUCUCGACAACAAGGAUACAUACCCUAAGUUUUGAGAGCUC
Molecule: messenger RNA, 3044 nt
Organism: Somion occarium
Lineage: Eukaryota; Fungi; Basidiomycota; Agaricomycetes; Polyporales; Cerrenaceae
Source: the annotation of a GenBank genome assembly